This is a messenger RNA of Erythranthe guttata (spotted monkey flower), 2568 nucleotides long. NCBI's taxonomy places the organism in Eukaryota, Viridiplantae, Streptophyta, Magnoliopsida, Lamiales, Phrymaceae. The record is from RefSeq and is a predicted model, not a curated record.
AUGAAAACACGAUUUCUUUCGUAUUUUCUCGUUCUCAUAUUCGUCGUGUUAAUACCCAAUCGGGCGAUAAGUCGGCGUGAGCCAAACGGUGCCUCCGAUUUAUUAAUAUUGGAUGGGGUGGACGGCCGGAUUGAAGAGGAUGAAAACACGUUUUCUGUGAUAAGAUUGGAAGAAGAAGAAGCGUGCGAGCAAAUGUACGGAUUUCUGCCGUGUUCGAAGAGUAUAUGGGGACACGUUUUCUUGAUUGUGGUGUACGAGUAUCUAUUGUUUCAUGGGGAAUCCUAUGUUGCUGCUGGAGGAGAGAGAAUCUUCAAGAUUCUGGGACCAGGUGUUUUUGGCGCGUGUGCUUUUCAGAUCAUCGGAGCUUUUCCAGAAGCACUUAUACUUCUUGUAUCUGGAUUGUUGAACAACAAAGAAGUAGCUCAAGAAUGCGUGUUAACCGGAGUCGGGUUGCUCGCCGGAUCCUCCAUUUUGCUUCUCACUCUUGUUUGGGGAACCUGCGUUAUUCUCGGCAGUCAACAUUUUCCCAAUUCUUCUCAAUCUUCAGAUUCCACAAAUCAAAACCCUAUUCAAAAUUUCUUCUUAUCACUAUGGCCUGGUUAUGGCGUAGUGACAGAUUCAUGGACGGGCUACACCGCAUGGAUAAUGCUUAUCUCAGCGAUCCCGUUUACGAUCAUCCAAUUUCCAGUACUCUUCGAUUUAUCUUACUUCUGGGAGCGAAUAUUCGUCGUGGUCGCUCUGCUUGUUUCUGUCACAUUCUUGCUUUCUUACUUCUUCUAUCAGUUGUUUCAGCCUUGGAUUCAAGGGAGGCAACUAUUGUAUCUAAAGCAUGGCCAUUUAGUUGUAGACAUACUUAAACAUGUGCAAAAUCAUACGAACGAGACCCUCUUCUCCGAUGACGGUGCUCCGGAUUUAUCUGUUAUAAGAAGAAUAUUUAAAGUUACGGAUCGAGAUGGAGACGAAACUAUCGAUGCUUCUGAGCUCAAAGGGUUUCUCCAAGAAAUUAAAUUUAGAAAAAUGUACUCCGACAAAGACAAAGCAACCCAAGACAUGAUGAAGGAAUUCGAUGUGGACGAUAACAAGAAGAUAAAUAUUAAUGAGUUUGUUAAGGGAAUGGAGAAAUGGGUUGAGGAGACAAAGAAGGACUCCGGCGAAACCUAUCGCUUAGAUGAGGUACCCUACUUUUCAUAUGAUUGCAGCGGUAAAUUAACGUAUUUUCGUAUCGUAGUACAAAAUAAAUUUUUAGCAUUCUUGAUGAAUUUGCAUACUGCUAAAGUUUGUGUGUUUUGUAUAGGGGUGGAAAUUGGAACGGAUUUUCCGAUUUUCGCCGUUUCCAAUCCCAGAUUUUAUUAUUUUGGAACAACAUUUUCCAUUCCGAAUUCGAUUUUUUGCCAAAAUUUUUUGGAUCUAAAUUGGAUUAUUUAUAAGAUCCGAUUUUUAUUCGAUCUUUUUGGAUCGGAAUUGGAAAUAUUUUCGACAAUGCUAAUUCCGAUCGGUCCAAUUUCAACCCAUAGUUUUGUCCACCAAGUUCUCCGCCCUUGGAUGGAGAAGAAAAGGGAGGAACGAGAAAUUAUGAAAAAUAUCGUUCCAGAAAUUUUAGAGCAUCUUCAGAGCUCCACACACGGCAGCCUUUUAACAGAAGAUGGAACUCCAGAUAUACCUGCUAUAAAAAGGUUGUUCAAAGACAUUGACCAUGAUAAAGAUGACCUCAUCUCGUAUUCCGAGCUCAGAGAUCUUAUGAUGGAUAUUAAAUUCGGAAGCAUACCACAUGAUAUAGAUGAAGCAGCUUCCAAAAUGAUGGAAGAACUCGAUAUAAGUGGAGAUAAAUUGAUAAACGAGGAUGAAUUCGUAACUGGAUUGUCGAAUUGGCUGAACGCAAUCAGUAUUAAUCAAACUCCAAAACCCGAGCAAAUUAAUGAAGAAUCUGAUUAUCACCAAAACUGGGAAGAGACGGACAAGUUAGUGGAAAGUAAAUUCGUCGAUAAAUCGCCGUUUGCAUGGAUUAAAGCGAUAUCCCUUUUGGUACUCGGGAUUGUUAUGUUAGGUCUUUUAGCCGAACCCCUUAUUCACAGUGUUCAGAGCCUGUCGAAAGCUGCAAGCAUACCCUCGUUUUUCAUCGCUUUCAUCUUCGUCCCGUUAGCCACAAAUGCCAGAAUAACAAUAUCUGCUAUCGGUGAAGUUCGACGGAAGAAGCUAAACAUCACUUCGUUGACAUUUUCCGAGAUAUACGGGACGGUGUUGAUGAACAAUCUUCUGGGGUUUUCGGUACUUCUUUCGCUGAUUUAUUUCCGUGGAUUUUCGUGGGAUUUCUCCGUCGAGGUUCUUAUGGUGCUAAUUGUGUGUGCUGUUAUGGGAUGCUUGGCAAGUUUCAGCACUGUUUUUCCUGUUUGGACAGCUGUCUUUGCUUGUAUGCUGUAUCCUUUGUCUUUGGUUUUAGUUACUGUUCUUGGUGAUUUCAACUGGUUAUAAUCAUAGUACAGUAUCAGUAAAAUUUAUUUGUCUAUUGAAAUUCAACAAAUUGCAUGAUUUUGAAAAGGAAUAUGAAUAAGUAUUUGGUUUCUUGUUCAA